AACAAUAAGACCCCCUACAGUAGUAGAGAUCUAAUAUUGGCACCAGAAGCAGCUGGCAGGCUGUCUCCUGUAAUUUUAGAGCCCACUGAUGCGGAGGAAAGAUUUAAUGGGCAUUGGUCAGCGUCCCCUCUUGUGAAGGCGUAAGGGAAACCGACAGAGCGAGCAGAGAGGGAGGGCAGCAGAGGGAGAGGACGGCUGGGAGAGAAGGAGAGGAAGACGGCAGAGUUCUCUAAGGCUGCCGAGGCUCGGAGAGAAAAGUCAGGAAACUAUCUGAGCCAGCAUGACUCUGUUAACACUGGGACUCUAUCUGCCACUCUGGGUUUCCUGUUGCCUGGCUCAGUCCUCCUUUCUGGACAGCUUCCUUUUAUUCCCAGCAGCGUCCAGACCCCAAGAGGAACAGAAGAAGUUCAGCCCAUGCUGUCUACUAGGUCCACCUCCACCACCGCUGUUCCCUCCACCCCCUUCGCUUUGGCGCCGCCACACACCAACUGAAGGGCCGCCACGUCAUGAUGGUGAGUCUGAGUUGGGCCAUGGCUGUGCUCGAGGCCCUCCUGGGCCUGCUGGACCGCUUGGACCUCAGGGUCCACCUGGAUUACCUGGAAUAAAAGGGCCUAAAGGAGAAAAAGGAGAAAUCGGAAGACCUGGGCAAAAGGGUCGCUCAGGACCUCCUGGUCCCCCUGGAAAGCCAGGAAUGCCGGGUUGGCCAGGACCAAAUGGAGCCAAAGGUGAGAAGGGUGACCAGGGUUUGAUGGGUUUACCUGGAGCCAGAGGGUCGUUUGGGCCGAGGGGUUUACCAGGGUAUAAAGGAGAAAAGGGUUCCCGAGGUGAGCGGGGUGAAGCUGGACUUAAAGGAGACAAAGGGGCAAUGGGUUUCCCAGGAAUGCUUGGACAAAAAGGCGAAAUGGGUCCAAAAGGAGAACCCGGGACCCCAGGAAACAGAGGGCCCACGGGCCGACCAGGGAAGAGGGGGAAGCAGGGAGUGAAAGGAGACCAAGGAAGAGUUGGUCCAAUGGGACCUGCAGGCCCACAGGGAUCUCCUGGCCACCCUGGACCUCCAGGCUUACCUGCAACAGGACUGUACAUGGUUGGAUCAAAAGGUUCAAGAGGACCACCAGGGCCUCCUGGAAAGUGUAGCUGCAGCUCUCUCAGUGGUUCUCCGUAUGACGAUUUUGCCACCGCAGCAAACGUCCCCAAAGUACCUGCGAUAUUUGUGGUGAGCAACGAGGAAGAACUGGAGCGUCUUCAGACUGAUAACGCUCUCGCAUUCCGAAAAGACCAGAGAUCUCUUUAUUUCAAAGACGUUAACGGCUGGCUGCCCAUCCAGGUUUUUCCAUUCCAGAUGACGCCCUUCCAGUCUAUGGAAAAUGCYCCCGAUGACGACGGCUACUGCGGUGACGGGAUCGUGCAGAUCUCCAACGGGGAGGAGUGUGACGACCGAAACCGAGUCGUCACUGACGGCUGUGUCAAGUGUAAACAUGCCUACUGCGGGGACGGGUACCGCUACGAAGGCGCAGAGGAGUGUGACGGAAAAGACUUUGGAUAUCAGACAUGUAAUUCAUAUCUUCCUGGGUCUUAUGGUUUCCUCAAGUGCACAUCAUACUGUGUUAUUGACUCCACAAACUGCAAGUACUUCACUUGACGCGGAGCUGAAAGGUGCGGCUGAAUCCCUCUGUGUGGUGUUUGAUUGACACACGAUAGGAAUAUUUUUAUUUUAAAAAAAAGAGGGGUGGGGGGGACAAAAACACACCAAGCAAAAGACUCUGAAGGAUGAAUAAUAAUAAAAAAAAUGGCCGAGAAAACAAAACUCCUGUAUGUACAUGUACACACACACACACAUAACUCUUCUGGUUUUCUGCCGAGAUGCCUCCCUGUCAGUGACGGUCAGGGACGUUGAAACGCCACACACUGGAAACACAAGAUGACUGCGCUCUGUCUUAACGGACAGCAUUUCGACAGGCCGUCUCACCACCACGGACUGGAACCAACGUCUGCAACAGCUGCGGCAGCCGUGCAGUUUUAAUUGAUGUGCAAUAUAUUGCAAAAAAAUAAUAAUUAAUAAAGGACCCAGUUACUGUCGAGAAAGAAGUGCAGUGGAACAUCUCUAGUUAUCCUGCUGCGGCAUGACUGACGGUGAACAGCGCGUGCAUGAAGCUGAGAUGGCGAAUGACAGCCGCUUUAUCGUUUGUUGUAUCAAAAAGUUUUCUUACUGUGCUCUCAGCGUCAUAUCAAGAGGUUCUGAUGUAAAACUAGACGUGCAAUCUUUAAACGAGACUGUUACUGUAAAUACAGAAGCCUUCCUGGUUCGAAAUGUUCACAAGGUGGCUUGUAGUCUAUAUAUAAAACUUAACAGGUACAUUCAGUCUGGACAUAAUUUCAGAAGUCCAAAAAACUUCUCAGGAACUGACGGCUAACACGGCUUAAGUCAGCACCUUUUUUUUUCACAUAUGCCUCACGACUGUUCAUGUAAAAGAUUUUUAAAAAAUGGAAUGGCUCUGACUGUACGCCGWGGCACCACGAGUGAUUCAAACAAAAGCUUUAACACGUGUCCUUCCAUGUGCUUUAAAGAUCAAAUGAAAUAUGUGAAGGCUGGGAACUGUUAACGCUCUUAACUUCCUCGUUGCACAGAAAACAGCUGGACCUUUCUGUAGCUGCUAGAAGKGGGGGGAGGAAAUAAAAAAUUCCAGUCUGUUCAAAGGUCAUUACUGUAUUUAAUACCUCUUUACUCAGUCUUUCUGUCUUAUUAAUCAACAGAGAAACUCAUCGGUAUCCUUAACAGUGUAGAUGUAGUCUGCUGUGAGCUGAAAAUGACUGUGCCGAAAUAAGCUGACAUUGUUUUUGUUUUUCUCCAUAAGCUAACGUAUAAAUUGCAGUGCCAAGGAAGAUCUUUUCUUUAUUUUUUUAUGUCUAUCCAAAAAAAUAAUAAUAAUAAGAUGCUUUUAAACCAGGAAAUAAAAGCCUGGGGAUGUGUUGUGUCUGCAUGUUUGUGAGGACCUGCUGAAAACAACAAAAAGGGUGCGUAAAUCUUCCAGAUUUUGUAAAUCAUCGCUGCCUCGUCAGCAUAGCAGGUGUCUUAAAACGAGCUGUGUCCAGAGUGUAGCUGAGUCCUGURCGUGUGAUUAAACCCUUCUCGUGAUGAACCGUGCCAUGCACAAAGCUGAAACACUGUUAGAACGUCUGUGUUGGAUGUCGUCCGUGCCGCUCUGCCGAAUCGAAUGCUGUGUUUAUGCACAACGAUGCUGAAAYGUGCAUGUGUUAACGUACUGUAUGUAAGGCUUUAUGAAGUAUGUUAUGCACUGUGAUUAGGAUGGUAAACAAUUGUCGUUUCAUUACUCUGAUAUGAUUUUUACUGUAGUUGUGGACAACUUAAAAAUAAAGGUGAAUAAAAUUCGAUUUUCAGUUA
Messenger RNA from Austrofundulus limnaeus, 3400 nucleotides. RefSeq names its product collagen-like tail subunit (single strand of homotrimer) of asymmetric acetylcholinesterase (gene colq). The transcript is spliced from 17 exons. The record is from RefSeq and is a predicted model, not a curated record. Gene Ontology annotation, biological process: extracellular matrix organization. Bases 281 to 1639 code for a protein of 452 amino acids. Gene Ontology annotation, molecular function: extracellular matrix structural constituent conferring tensile strength. NCBI's taxonomy places the organism in Eukaryota, Metazoa, Chordata, Actinopteri, Cyprinodontiformes, Rivulidae.